CAAUGCUACCAGUGCCGAGUAAAAUAAUGUCUGAAGGAAAAAGGAAAGACAAAAAGGUAAUGAGAAGAAAUUCAAACAAAAAGGGUGUCAACAUGUGACCUGUUUUUUUCAUAUUUUUUUUUGUAGCUUAGCAAGUCUGUCGUGAAAAUGAACCUGUUAGCUUAAUGUCCACAAUGAAACAAGCUAGGCGAGUGUUAGCAUGUUGUGUUAGCCUACAGGCAAAUGUUUAGCAUGUAAUAUUAAAUCAGUUGUCCGUCCCACAUUUAGUAGAUUUGACAACAGAGGAGCAACACACUAAAAUACACAACUCGAGGUAAGGUAGAGCGAGUGACGUAAAUGAAACAACCUGGCAAGGCUUAAGAAGUUCAUUGGGAUUGCCGUCAGGUGUGUGCUGGCGACUCCGCCCUGUCAGGACCAGAAAUGCACUGCAAGAGACAGCAGAUAGGUGGCAGCAGAGCAACAUCAGCAGAACAUGACUAUAUGUACAUUUAGUCAUUUGGGGGCCCAAUUCACACCUAAUCCUUUUUUUUUUACAUGUAAUUUAGACCACAUUUCCCCUGCUUUUGAAAUAAAUGCCUAUUAUGUGUCAGCUUAAGUUGCUACACUAAAAAGCAGUUUUCCACACGCCUUCUCUCCCCUGAGUCCGCUCGACUGGGCUAAUUCCACGCCAACAAGCUAGCUUCCAGACGUGCGUGGUGACAUAGUCCAUUGGAUGAGACGGGAGGAGCAGCUGGCUAUCUGCUUAUGGAAUAUUAGGCAUUUUGAUGGAGUUUUCAGCAUGUGAACUCAGACUAAAAUAUUACUAUGUGAUUUAAAUUGAAGAAAAAAGUUAAAAUGAUUUCUUUUGGUGUUCACCUCAGGGACACUAACUGUAAUCAGUGUGCCAUUACUGCCAUCUAGCGGAGGAACAGGAGAAUGAGGAUUUUUUCCCCCAUUUCAUAUGUAAUAUGUAUUAUAUGAAAUUCCAUGUAUUAUCUUAUUGUGUCCCAGUCAGAUAUUCAAGGAAUGUUUUGUCAUCUCCUGCAAGAAUGUGUUACAUUAUAUUAAGACUUGCUAAGAACAGCUGACUAAAAACAUCUCACAGUCUUGCAGCUGACGCUUACUACAAAAAUGGCUUCUGUUUGGGGGACGAUGGACGAGAUGGCAGACUUCAGCUUUUAUUCACCUGUAACCUGACAGAGUGUCACUGCUCUAUCACCUUUCUAAUUUUAAGCCUGAGCUUCAACUCGCCAAGAAUGGAAGUCCAGCCAGGCCCCAUCUGUGGCCUAAAUUUAGCCCCCAGAAGAUUUAGUCCCCUCUUACAGACACAAACACACCAUAGAACACUUUUGACGACUCACAGCUCGGUGAGAGCAUCACACCCGUGACACACUUACUUCCUUUCUUCCAUGUUACUCCAAGGUGAUUUACUCACUCGGGAAUAACAAGAUGGAAGAGCUUUGACUCACCAGGGGAGAAUGAUGGUUGUGGGCCAUGCUGUCAACAUGAGUUUGAUGGACAUUUCCAAGAUCUUCUCCCUGCUGCAGCCCAAGGAGGAGGAUGAAGACAACGAGCUGAGCCAGGCUUUGAAUAACGCCGUGAGCAGCAACGACGUCACUCUUCUCUCCGAGCUUCUUUCUCAGGAGAGCUACAGGAGGUGUAUCAAUGCCCGAAGCGGAUGGGGGGUCCCCGUAACCCCCUUACGGACCGCUGCUGCUCUGGGACAUCUGAAGUGCCUAGAGCUUUUAAUGGAGCAUGGAGCAGAGAUAGACAUCUUGGACGUAAAGGCCCAGACGCCACUGUUCACAGCUGUUAGCGGCAAACAUCUGGACUGUGUGGCGGCCCUGCUGAAGGCCGGGGCUGACCCCAACGGCAGCCAGUACAACAACUGCUCACCGGUGGUGACCGCAGCCCGAGAGGGCGACGUGGGCAUUCUCCAAGAGCUGCUCCGCUUCGGAGCAGAGGUGGACGUUCGACCUAAAGUACCAGAGUGGGCGUCCAAUGCUACAGCCUGCAGAGGUCCUCUUUAUAUCUCAGCAGUGUAUGGACACCUGGACUGCUUCAAACUCCUCCUGCUCCAUGGGGCCAACCCCAACUUCAACUGCACGGAUGAAAAGAUGCUGGCUCGGAUAAAGCAACCAAAGACAGUGCUGGAGGUGUGUUUACGUUACGGCUGCGGGGUGGACUACAUCCAACUUCUCAUAGACUUUGGAGCAGAUGUUUAUCUCCCAACUCUUAUUAUCGACAAGACAACCAAGCAGAACGAAGCCUUGGUCCUGCUGCUCAAGGAAAGGGUUUGCCCCAAAACCCUGAUGUCACAGACACGCCUCGCAAUACGAAGUCACCUUUUCUACGCCGAUAAAGAGCCCGCCAUUGACAGUUUGGACAUUCCUCUCAUCCUGAGGAACUACCUGAAGCACAUCCCAGCUGGACUCACGUGCCUCUCCAGUUAGCACCAGGUGCUCCAGCAAAGUUUUAUAUAUAAUAUUAGAAGUGGAUUUCUUUUUUUUUUUGGUCCAAAAUUGAUUAAUUUCUCCCAAAAUAGAUUAUAUAUCCCAAAGAAAUAAGAUCUCAUUUAACCUGUAAUGUACAGCAUACAUGUACCACUGUCAAAAAGCCCACAAUUAUUACAUGUUUACGUCUUUAUGCUUCACUGAAAGCAGUUAAACAUCUCUAGUAUUUUUUUGGGUGUCCCCUGCCCUUUUCCAAAAGGGUGUUUUGUACCCUGAAGUUGUUACCCGUCCAAAAACAAUGUGAUGCUGUAUUACAUGGACAUGUCAAGCACUAGGACCAAGCGGAAAAAGGCGGCUCAAACUGAAGCCAAGUCCACAUUAGACCGCCCAUAAAACCAUUGAUUGGCUGUGCCGUUUUUUGUUGCUAACGUGUGAUUGGCCGUCCCCGCUGUCACUCCAUGAGUACAUAGACUUGCACAUCCGGUGUUUGGGUGGCUGGCCAGGGUUCCAAUGCUUAUCUGGUAUUGUAAAUCGUUAACAUAAUGGGUGUUUGUUCUUUCAGAGGUUUCAUUUCCGAUCAUAUUUAAUCAUCAUCUGUGCCUGCCUGUGUGAGUACGUGCGUGUUUGGCGUCCUCCUCUCCCACCAUGAAAUCCAAAUCUGGUCCAAGAACAUAGACGGUGGGAGCAGCAGAGACAAGCAGGUCUGUGUAUAUAAGUGUACCGCCAAAGAUGACCACUAGGGGCCAGAGUAGUGCUGCAUAUUCAUCCUCACACACGGGCCUGCCAAUGGCAGUUUAACUGAUCUAUUUUUGUCUGCCUCCAUCACCCUUAGCCAUGCCCUUUGAUUUUUUUCUUUUCCCUGAGUAUCUCCUCACGCAUGAACAGUAAUAUUCCUUCAUACAAAGCGUCACAAGUGGAGAAAUAGCUCUCCAAAACAGCCACCCACACUGAAUCACGCCAGGGAGUCUUACAUCCUCGCUUGCAUCUGUGGGCUUGAAAGAUGAGGAAGAGGAGCGAUCUUCCUUCACUUGAGCAGUCAGCUGAGAGAUGUAUUUGCAUAAGACUCAUUACUUAUUGAUGGCAGCAUAGUUACGAUCGGCACGCUAUCAUUUUCGACUUUUCUUUCAGCAUCCCGUUACCAACUUAGGUCUACUUUCCAAGCCCUUCUUCGUGAGUGCAUCCUCAAAUAAGAGCCAACGUUGCAGGAAAUGAUGUCACGACAGGAAACCCAACACAAUGCACUCACACACCAACGCCCGGCCCCGCUCUGUAGAGGUUUUAUUUUCAACAAAAGUACAGCUAUAUCAGAUAUGGAUUUUUUUUUACAGCGAAGUACAACAUAUUCCCAGUGCUUCUGAUUACAUCAAAACAUAUAAUGUACAUAGAGUUGACAUCUCCACUCUCCCAUUCACAGUUUCAGGAUUGAAUAGGCAUUAUUUUUCAUUUCUACAACAAAUAAACUCAAAAUGCCAGCAAAAAAGAAAAAAGUGAAAUGUUUGCAUAUGGCGACAGAAGGAUUUGGGUAGUGUGGGUUCAUUUCCUGCGCUAAGCAAAACCCCAGACCUGGGACUAGAUGGUAUUAUACAAUGAAUAGUGUUUGUCAAAGUGGGACGCCAGUCUUUCUUCAGCUUGUCAUUGAAAACCACAUUAUAUAUGGCUGAUUGGACUCCAUGUGGUACCCUGGAUCUCUAUUGGCAAUGUCGUCAUGUUGCGUGUGAGUGCAUGCACGAAAAAGGCUGCAAGUGACCUCUUAUGCAUUCAGUUUGCUAACUUGGCUGUCUUGGUUCAUGACCGGAAAACAAAAGGCAGUCCUCUGGGCCUCGUGUAAAAGGUCAGGGUUAACGCUAUCAGAUGAACAGAACCGAUAUAUACAUUGUUAGAACAAAUUGGCUCAAAAUGAUAGCGUUGAAUACUGGCUACUAAUUCAAUAAAUACAAGAGAGGAAAAUAAUCUCUACUGUCAAGUCAUUGUACUUCAGAGCAUCUCAUUUUAAAACAAGAGCAUGAUAUGAAUUGUAAUGAAGUAUUCUCUCUCUCUCUCUGUGUGUGUGUGUCUUCAGGAUUAGAGUUAUUUUUAGCACAUCCCCACAGAGUUCGCAUAUAUUCCGCUCCUCUGCUUGACUAAAAAUCUAUACACAAACACCUAUGAUCAAUGCUCACGCCUAUUUGGUUGUCAUAGAAAAACGAUACCCGUUUUGCCUUAGUGACUGGCGUUCCAUAAAUAACCAGCAGUUAAGAGCUAAGCCAGUGAAAUGAAAUUUAAAAAAAAA
Doryrhamphus excisus (bluestripe pipefish) is the source of this 4701-nucleotide messenger RNA. Its product is annotated as ankyrin repeat and SOCS box protein 12. Lineage: Eukaryota; Metazoa; Chordata; Actinopteri; Syngnathiformes; Syngnathidae. The record is from RefSeq and is a predicted model, not a curated record. Gene Ontology annotation, molecular function: protein binding.